AAGCAUUUCCUCACAACACCGAUACCCAGGACGCCCACACAGUGAACACCGUACUCUCAAAAAAAGAAGACAAAUUAUCUUUCUUCCAACACGCUAUUUUAUAAUCCUUGGAAGCAGCUGAAACUUGCCGGGAAAACGCUACACCUGUCGCUACAAUGAGUGGUGGAUGGAAUACUAUUGAAUCCGAUGCGGGUGUUUUUACCUCCCUCAUCGAGAACCUCGGCGUCAAAGACGUUCAAUUCGAAGAACUCCUCACCCUCGACCCAUCCGAGCUUCUCACCCUGCAUCCUGUCUACGGCGUGAUCUUCCUCUUCAAGUACCCGACCGAUCAACCCUAUGCGACACCCGAGGGACCCCGCGACGGCUCCUUCGACCACGCCGCCUCCGAGAACAUCUUCUUCGCCGCACAGACGAUCCAGAAUGCCUGUGCUACACAGGCCCUCCUCAGCGUGCUGCUGAACAAGACGAAAGAUGUCGAGGUAGGCGAGCAGCUGGGCGACUUUAGAGAAUUCACCAUGGUGCUGCCACCUGAGUUCCGCGGUGAGGCGCUUAGUAACUCUGACCUCAUCCGGGAGGUGCACAACAGCUUUGCUCGCAGCAGCCCCUUUGCCGACGAGACGGAUAAGACGGGUGCAGAGACAGAGGAUGCCUUCCAUUUCAUCGCUUACACACCUAUCAAUGGCACACUCUAUGAGCUCGACGGCCUGCAACCCGCUCCCAUCUCUCACGGUGCCUGCAGCUCUGAGGAAUUUUCUACAAAGGUUGUGGACGUUCUCCAGCGCCGAAUCGCACGAUACGAUAGCACCGAGAUCCGAUUCAACCUCCUCGCCAUGUGCCGGGACCUGCGACAGCGAGCGCGAGACUUUGGCGACGAGGAGCUGUUGGCGCGGGAGGAGCGCAAGCGACGAGACUGGAUGUUUGAGAAUGCUCUGCGACGACACAACUUUGUUGGCUUUGCGGGUGAGGUGAUGAAGGGCGUUGUUCGCAGUAAGAUCGCCGAGGGUGGUGAUGCCGCAUGUGAAAAGUGGGUGAAGGAGGGCUUGGAGAGGAGGAAGAAUGCGGAGCAAGCUUACAGAGGUCGAGCAGGAGCAGGAGCUGGCGGCGGCGACGGAGAUGGUGAUGUCGAUAUGGGUGCUUGAAAUACUUAAUGAACUUGUCAUGACGGGAUGGAGAUACCAUAUUAUAUGACCGGGUUUUAUGAACGAGCAUGGUUAGGCUAAUGGCUGACACUUCAUGAUAGAGGUUAUGCAUUAAAGACAAGAAGAAAUAGC
Messenger RNA from Fusarium graminearum PH-1, 1271 nucleotides. RefSeq lists its product as uncharacterized. Gene Ontology annotation, biological process: protein deubiquitination; ubiquitin-dependent protein catabolic process. NCBI's taxonomy places the organism in Eukaryota, Fungi, Ascomycota, Sordariomycetes, Hypocreales, Nectriaceae. The record is from RefSeq and is a predicted model, not a curated record. Gene Ontology annotation, cellular component: cytoplasm. The transcript has 3 exons. Gene Ontology annotation, molecular function: cysteine-type deubiquitinase activity. Bases 156 to 1139 code for a protein of 327 amino acids.